AAAUUAUUUUUGGAUAUCAUUGUUUGACACUCAUAUAGAUAUACAAAAAUUGUAUCUGGCUGUGAAAAUGGCACACUCCAUGCGUUUCUUUGCUACCGUGUUACUUCUAGCAAUGCUUGUGAUGGCUAUUGAGAUGGGAUCGACGCAAAUUGCAGAGGCAAGAACUUGCCAGUCCCCGAGCCGCCUAUACAAGGGGGAAUGUUUGAGCGAGAACUGCCUCGUCGUAUGUGAGUCAGAAGGAUUUACCGAUGGCGACUGUCGUGGACUUCACUACCGUUGCAUCUGCACUAAGCCAUGUUAAUUAAGAGUAUUAUUAUAUUAUUCAUAUAUGUAAAAAAGAAGUUUGUGAGAAACUCUUGAAUAAGAUGGUUCAAUUUGUGCUAGUUUUGUUUCUAAAGUUAGUCGUGAUCUUUGAUUGUAUGCAAUUACGGUGCAAUAGACUCGUAAUUCAUGUGGUGCAUUUCUUGUUUCUACAAC
This is a messenger RNA of Lycium ferocissimum, 477 nucleotides long. RefSeq names its product defensin-like protein P322. Lineage: Eukaryota; Viridiplantae; Streptophyta; Magnoliopsida; Solanales; Solanaceae. The transcript is spliced from 2 exons. The coding region runs from base 68 to 301 and encodes 77 amino acids. The record is from RefSeq and is a predicted model, not a curated record. Gene Ontology annotation, biological process: defense response.